Antechinus flavipes (yellow-footed antechinus) is the source of this 2240-nucleotide messenger RNA. RefSeq names its product integral membrane protein 2C (gene ITM2C). Gene Ontology annotation, cellular component: plasma membrane; Golgi apparatus; extracellular exosome. NCBI's taxonomy places the organism in Eukaryota, Metazoa, Chordata, Mammalia, Dasyuromorphia, Dasyuridae. The record is from RefSeq and is a predicted model, not a curated record. Gene Ontology annotation, biological process: negative regulation of amyloid precursor protein biosynthetic process. Gene Ontology annotation, molecular function: amyloid-beta binding. The transcript is spliced from 6 exons. The coding region runs from base 119 to 910 and encodes 263 amino acids.
CCACCUCCCAAACUUCCGGUGUGCAGUCCGAGCCGGAGCGAGGCAGCGGGCUGCGCUCUGAGCCUGCUCUCGGGGCGUCCGUGACCGCGACCCUGAGCGUGUUGGCGGCUCCGGGGCCAUGGUGAAAAUUAGCUUCCAGCCGCCCGUCGCCGGGCUCAAGCCCGACAAGGAGACAACGGGCGAUGGGGCCAACUCGGAAAUCCUCCUGCCGCAGACCCUGGAGGAUGGACUGCCCCCAGGGACCACAGCGGCGCGGAGGAACUUGAUCAGCAGCAUGUUCACCCUGACCACCGGCAUCGUCCUCCUCCUGGGCCUGCUCUUUGCCUCUGUCUACAUGUACAGACACUACUUGAUACCUCAGAUCUCGCACCGGCCUCGGGAGAACGUGUUCCGCUGUGGGGUCCUCUACGAGGACUCGCUGUCUUCCCCCUUCCACAACCGCCUGGAGCUUCAGGAGAACGUGGAGAUUUACAUCAAGGAGGACUAUGAGCACAUCAACAUCCCCGUGCCCCAGUUCGGGGGCGGCGACCCGGCCGACAUCAUCCAUGACUUCCAGCGGGGUCUCACCGCCUAUCAUGACAUUGCUCUGGACAAGUGCUACGUCAUCGAGCUCAACACGACUAUCGUGAUGCCCCCCAGGAACCUCCUGGAGCUGCUGGUAAAUGUGAAGAAGGGGACGUACCUGCCCCAGACCUACAUCAUCCAGGAGGAGAUGAUCGUCACCGAGCACGUCAGCGACAUGCGGCAGCUGGGCUCCUUCAUCUACCGCCUGUGCAGCGGCAAAGAGACGUACAGACUGCGGCGCCGGGCCGCGCGGAGGCGCAUCAACAAGCGGAAUGCUGGGAACUGCCACUCCAUCCGACACUUCGAGAACACGUUCGUGGUGGAGACGGUGAUCUGCGAGCAGUAGCCUCCGCCCCGCUCCUGCCCCUCCCCCGCGCCCCCGGCCCGCUCUGCUCUCCCCGGAAGUCUUCCCUUGGGCUUUCUCCCGCCCAGACCUCUCUGCUCUUUGCUCCCCGCCCUGUGCAGGGCUGCAGCCCCCGGGACCCCUGUGUCUCCCCUCUAUCUCUUAGCAGUGCCUGACAGUAGUUUUUUGGGGGGUGGGGGUGGGGAGACGUCUAUUGGGUGAUUGCAAACAGAAGUUCUGCGGCUGGAGAUGAGGACGCCCUGGGGAUGUUCAUUGAACCCCGGAGGCUCCCCUCCCUCUUGGGAGAAAUCACAGACUCCAGCCUCCUCCUCUGGAGGGGACCUCCCCGGCGAAGGCCUAGGCUGGGGGGGCUGGGGCGGGGCCGAAGAGCACAAGGGGGGGUGGGGGCUGGUGCCCAGCACAUUUCUGCCCAGGGCCCGCGGGUGGGGGGGUGGGGGUUGUUCUCAGGGAAGGGGAAGCUCGGAGAACCAGACAAUCUGUCCCCGGAGCAGAACCAAAAAGCGUGGGGGGAGGGGGGAGAGGGGAGGCGGCCGCCAGGGCCAGUUACCCAGGGCCGGGGUGGGCAGAGCCUUGCAAGGAAGCUCUGGGGAAGCCCCGGCUGGGCCCUCGAUGCAGGAACUCGCGGGCUGGGCGGGCUGGGGCGGGGUCAGCGGGUUGGUCAAGCACACGGGGUCGGGGUCCUGCGGGGCCGGGGAGCUGUGGGCCCCUAACCCGGCGCCUCCUCCAGGCCCCCAUCAGGGUUGGGACCGGCCAUCCAUCCUUGGACUGAGGCCGGGGGUCAGUCUCUUCAUUGUACUGAGGGGGCUGGACCCUGGGCUUCAGGGGGGACAGCAUGCUGCUUGGAGGUGGGUUUUAGGGGGGCUUGCUUCUCCAGAAUUAGAGCUGGUGUUUAAAAGGGGGUGGGGGGCGGGAUCCAGUCGGGGUUCGCUUUUGAAAAGGCACUGGGAGAAAAAGCCAGAAUAAGCUGCAGUUUAUGCCCAGCCUCCUCUUGGCUUCUAGGACUCUCCUCCCUCCCCCCUUAACCUUCCCCUCGCUCCCCCCUCCCCAAGCCCUGCGGUUGGGGCAGAUCUAAAUCUCGUCCCCGUCCCUGCAUGGUCCCCCGGUCCCCUGACCUGCUACCAGCGCAGCUGAAACCUUAGUGAGCUGAAGGCCCGGCUGCCCCCGCCUCACCUCGGCCCGCCCCUGCUCUGUUCUCCUCCGUUAGAUCCUGUUUUGGGAAACGUCCAUAAAACAAUAAAAUCUUUGACCUCUGACUCGCGGUGUUCUGGGGAGGGGGCUGCUCCCCUCCCGGAGUCGGGGUCCCAUAGCCAUA